This is a messenger RNA of Ramularia collo-cygni, 861 nucleotides long. RefSeq lists its product as uncharacterized. The coding region runs from base 1 to 861 and encodes 286 amino acids. The transcript has a single exon. The record is from RefSeq and is a predicted model, not a curated record. Lineage: Eukaryota; Fungi; Ascomycota; Dothideomycetes; Mycosphaerellales; Mycosphaerellaceae.
AUGAUGGACCGAAACAUCGAGGAGCCGACCGGCUGGAUGGGUCUUUGGCUCAACCGCACCCACCCAGAGCUGUACAACUACAGCACCCUGGCCUACGCCAGCCUCACCCUCGCGGCCUUCAUCAUAAGCUUCAAAUCACUCUUCCAGCUUCGCCGCACCCGGACGGAGCUACUCGCAAACCCUUCAUCUCGUCAGGCAAUCAUGAGUGUGAGCAACAACAAAAUGUUGUCGCUCAACCGCUCACAGUUCGGCAUCGCCACCCUGUACCUCUUCUGCACCCUGGUGAUCAUCGCCGUCGACACGUACAUCAGCAUGAGCAUCAUCUGGAACGACGCUUCCGACAACCCGACAGUCUACGACAGCGCCCACAUUCUGGAAUUGGCAGUCUACAUGGUCGGACUGUUUGCCAUUUUCUCAGCCAUCUUCUUCCUCUUUCCCCUCCUCCAAGUCAUGSUUUGCUUCAUGCUCAUCCAGCGUCGUCGUGAGAGAAGCAAUGAAACGGCGGCGGACGUCAUCUCUUCUCUCCGCAUCCUCACCACGCAUACCGGACAGAUCUGGUCCUCGCUGGCUUUGAUCAUGCAGGCGUACUGGCCAACCUUUCAGAACGCCACCGCGAGAAUGUUAGUCUCGCAGGCUGUUCUAGGAUCCGCGAUGAUGUGGUUGCAAUUGAGCCUUACGUUGAAUUUCAGUUCGCAGAAAUUGGAAAUCGACAGCGACGAGGAGGUGCAGUCGUUUUUGGGAGGCCCGGGUGCGAUUACCAAGUAUGGAACGCAGAUUUUCACGAGGAGCACCGUGGAGGGUUUGCCAAUGUACGAGUCCGUUGCUCAGACGGAGAGGCUGGAUGAGAAGACCGAAGCUUAG